Messenger RNA from Gopherus flavomarginatus (Mexican gopher tortoise), 866 nucleotides. Its product is annotated as autophagy-related protein 16-like. The record is from RefSeq and is a predicted model, not a curated record. The transcript is spliced from 9 exons. The coding region runs from base 1 to 789 and encodes 262 amino acids. NCBI's taxonomy places the organism in Eukaryota, Metazoa, Chordata, Testudines, Testudinidae.
AUGGACGGGGCGGGGCCUGGCGCGGCCUGGAGGAGCCACGUGCGCCGGGAGCUGGAGCGGCGCGAGCGCGAGACGCGGCGGCUGCGGGGCCUGGUGCAGAGCCAUGAGAAACUCCUGGAGCGCAGGGACCUGGAGCGGCUGCUGGCAGAGAAACUUCAGAUGGAGUCGGGGACCCAGGAAUCCAGGACCCCGCUGGAGCUGGCAUCCCUGCAGCUGCAGCAGGCGGUGGAGCUGGCGGAGCUGCGGGGGGCCGAGGAGGAGCUGGCCCAGAGCGUGUCCCAUCUGAGCGACGCCCUGAAAUGCAGCGAGGCCGAAUGCCAGGAGCAGCGGGCCAGGGCGAGGCGCUGUGCCCGGGAGCUGGCGGGGCUCUCAGAGCGCUGCCAGGAGCUGCAGGCCCAGCUGUGGGAGCGGGGCCAGGAGGCCGAGGGGCUGCGGGCGGCGCUGGGGGCGGCGCUGCGGGCGCGGGACCAGCUCGAGGCCCGGUGGGUGCAGGAGAAGCAGCUGGAGGCACAGAGGGUGAACGAGGCCAACGCCCGGGAGGAAAGGUACCGGAACCAGGUGUCUCGGCUACACCAGAAGCUGGAGAGGCUGUGGCUGGGAGGAACAGCUGGAACCUCCUGGCUGGGCGCGGAGCUGGUGAUGAGUGAAAACACAUCCUGCGAGGAGCUGGCAGCAGUGGGGCUGGGUGCUGGGGGCAGCUCAUCCCCUGCGAGAGGAGGAGAAACAAAUGGCGAGGGACCAGAUCCGGUGCCCGGAGCCGCUGCUGAGCUGGACAGAGACGCCCCCUAAGCGGCUGCAGCGGGGACCCCCCCGUUCCUGGGAGCAUUGGGGUGUCUGCGUGUGUUGGGCUCCAGCUCUGCCCUGCU